Talaromyces amestolkiae is the source of this 723-nucleotide messenger RNA. RefSeq lists its product as uncharacterized. Bases 1 to 723 code for a protein of 240 amino acids. Lineage: Eukaryota; Fungi; Ascomycota; Eurotiomycetes; Eurotiales; Trichocomaceae. The transcript has a single exon. The record is from RefSeq and is a predicted model, not a curated record.
AUGGCUACUGUUCAGUUCGGAAUUUUAGCCUUUGCUUAUCAAGUGAUUGACACAAUUGGGCCAAUCGAUCUCCUCUUCUCUGCGAAUAGGAUUGCCUUCCAGUUCAACAGAGAAUACGGGCCUGUUAGCGAUGAACUCAUAUCGCAAGCUCCACAGUUCACAUUCCACCACAUCGGCGUGACAGAAGAUCCCAUUGAACUAGGUACUGGUAACAUGACAAUAAUCCCCACAACAACCGUGGAUAAAUGUCCUGAGCUGGAUAUUUUGCUCGUCGCAGGCCCAUACUUGGGUAAUUUUGAGCUUCACCCCAAGCAUGCCGACUUUAUACGGAGACAUGUUGCGGCGGGCAAGCUACUCUUCACAACCUGCACUGGGGCUAGUGUCGUCGCAUCGACGGGUGUUUUGGAUGGAAAGACCGCCACUGUCAACAAUAUCGAGUUCGAAUGGGUUCGGAAUCGCUGGCCAAAGGUCAAUUGGACACGGGAGAAGAAGUGGAUCGUCGACGGAAAUUUAUGGACAGGGUCCGGGGCCGUUGCCGCAAUGGACAUGGUUGCCCAUUGGCUGAAGGAGAACUAUGGACUACCCGUACUUGUCCAGGCUGCCUCGACAUUGGACUAUGAGCCUCGGGAUGCAGAUGGUUUGUUCAAUGUUUUACCUCAGAGAUAUGGCACAAAGGGGGAGAAGAUUUCUACUCAUGUAUUCAAAUAUUAUACGGAGUCGUAG